AUGGUCAGCCUCAGACUUCUCGCUCUGGCGAGCGCUGUUGGGGCUGUUGGGGCUGUCGGUUCAGUCACCCCCUCAAUCCAAUGGACCAGCUGCCCUGAGAGCCCCUCAGACCAAUUUCAAUGCGCCAACCACACAGUCCCACUGGACUGGGCCAACCCCCAUGGGCGGAAAAUCAAUCUAGGGAUGGCAAUGAUGCCAGCGGCCAACAAAUCGCAGCGCAUCGGUUAUCUCCUGUUCAACCCAGGCGGACCCGGCAAUGCAGCAACCACCGACCUGAUGACAAGCUCGGAAAUCUGGGAAGACAGCAAACUCCACCAGUAUUUCGACAUCGUCGCCCUGGACCCGCGCGGCACAGGCCAGAGCACCCCCAUCCAAUGCGAUCCCCAUGCCUGGAACGUCCGUGUCCCCGAAUUCCCGCGCACGCCCGCCCAAUACCACGAAAUGACCCAAGCGUACAGCGCCAUGGGCCAGAGCUGCGCUGAAAAAAGCGGCGAACUCCUCAACUUCGUCGACACAGCGAGCGUAGCCAAAGACUUCGAAGCCGUCCGCGUCGCCCUCGGAGACGAAAAGCUUACCUAUCUCGGCUUCUCGUACGGCACCCAGCUCGGCUCCCAGUACCUCGAACUCUUCCCCGACAACGUCCGCGCCGCCGUCCUUGACGGCGUCCUCGACCACUCCCAGCCCGAGAUCUUCGCCUGGGAGUCAGAAGCCCUCGGCUACGAAGUGACCCUGGGCCGGUUCUUCCACUGGUGCGCCACCGACCGGUCCUGCGCACUGCACAACACCACCCAGCUCCCCACCAAGUUCGACGCCUUCAUCGACCGCGCCAACCGCACCCCCAUCUUCGCCCCCGACUGCUCCGAUGUCUCCUUCGACAACUACCCCUGCCGCUCCAACGUCACCGGCCACGAGCUCCUCCGCACCCUCCAAGCAGCCCUCAUCUUCCCAUACGACGACACCCCAGAGUACGGCUCCGGCUGGGCGGCCGCGUCGGCCGCCCUACGCGACGCCAUGUUCCACAACGACUCAAGCUCCUUCUCCUACCCCGUCUACAGCGAACAAUCCAACUCUGACUUCAGCUACGUCUCCAUCAUCUGCCAGGACUGGCAGCGCGCGCACUGGUCCGCGGACGACUUCUUCUUCAAGGUUCUCGCUGGCGAGGUCAUGACUCCGCACACCCGCGGCCAGGGCGAAUUCUGGUACCUCCAGGCGAAGUGUCUCCAUUGGCCUGCGCCUGUCACGAACCCUCCGCGUGAUUUGACGUCUACUUUUGCGGGUAGGACGCUUGAUACGCCUGUUCUCUUGACGAAUGCGCUUUAUGAUCCUGAGACGCCGUUCCAGUGGGCUCUUUCUGUGAAGCGACAGUUGGGGGAUCGUAAUGCUGUGUUGGUUGCGAGGAAUGGGAGUGGCCAUUUGAGUUACUUCCAUAAGGGGGAUACGAGGGAUGCUAUUGAUGAUUAUUUGAUUGGUUUGAAGGUGCCGAGGAGUGGGACUGUUUUGCAGUCUUAG
Aspergillus campestris IBT 28561 is the source of this 1509-nucleotide messenger RNA. Its product is annotated as alpha/beta-hydrolase. The coding region runs from base 1 to 1509 and encodes 502 amino acids. The record is from RefSeq and is a predicted model, not a curated record. The transcript has a single exon. Lineage: Eukaryota; Fungi; Ascomycota; Eurotiomycetes; Eurotiales; Aspergillaceae.